AUCCAAAGUUAAAACAGCGUACAAUGGCAGCUUUAUUUUUAUCAUCAUCAUCAUCAAAUUUCCAACCAUUCAUCAAACACAAAAACCCAUCAUUAUGGACCCACCAUUCCACGCCACGUCACCACAACCGCCGUCAUUCUUUCACAGUCCUAUCAUCAUCAUCAAUGAACACAAAACCAACAAUCUUGGUCUCCGAAGAACUUGGAGAAGCAGGAAUAAGUCUUUUAAAAACAUUUGCAAACGUUGAUUGUUCAUAUAAUCUAACACAUGAAGACUUGUGUACCAAGAUUUCACUUUGUGAUGCUUUGGUUGUUAGAAGUGGGACAAAAGUGACACGUGAAGUUUUCGAGUCAUCUUUAGGUAGACUUAAAGUUGUUGGACGGGCUGGUGUUGGAAUUGAUAAUGUCGAUUUGGCAGCUGCAACAGAACAUGGGUGUCUUGUUGUUAAUGCACCUAAUGCUAAUACGGUUGCAGCUGCUGAACAUGGGAUUGCUUUGUUGACUUGUAUGGCAAGGAAUGUAGCUCAGGCUAAUGCUUCUAUUAAAUCUGGAAAGUGGGAGAGAAACAAAUAUAUGGGUGUAUCGCUUGUUGGGAAGACUCUGGCAGUGAUGGGUUUUGGGAAGGUUGGGACAGAAGUUGCUAGACGUGCUAAGGGCCUCGGUAUGCAUAUAUUUGCACAUGAUCCUUAUGCUCCACCGCAACGUGCUCAUGCAAUUGGCGUGGAUUUAGUGAGUUUUGAUGAAGCCAUUUCAACAGCUGACUUCAUCUCACUUCACAUGCCUCUCACUCCUGUUACAUCUAAACUCUUUAAUGACGAAAACUUUGCAAAGAUGAAGAAAGGAGUUAGACUGAUCAAUAUUGCUCGUGGGGGAGUGAUAGACGAAGAUGCGUUGGUGAGAGCAUUGGAUGCCGGCAUAGUAGCACAGGCUGCACUUGAUGUUUUCACUGAAGAACCACCACCAAAGAAUAACAAGUUGGUUAAUCAUGAAAAAGUCAUUGCUACUCCUCAUCUUGGUGCUCGUACUAUGGAAGCUCAGGAAGGAGUAGCAAUUGAAAUCGCGGAAGCUGUUGUUGGAGCCUUAAGAGGUGAGCUUGCUGCUACUGCAGUAAAUGCGCCCAUGGUUCCUCCUGAGGUACUUAAAGAACUCAAGCCAUAUGUUACACUUUCUGAAAAACUUGGAAGGUUGGCUGUCCAACUAGUAGCAGGGGGAAGUGGUAUAAAAUCCGUAAAGGUCACAUACUCAUCUGCCAGAGCUCCUGAUGAUCUGGACACUAGACUACUCCGUGCCAUGAUCACAAAAGGUCUCCUCGAGCCUAUCUCCAGUGUCUUUGUCAACAUAGUGAAUGCAGAUUUUACAGCUAAACAAAGAGGACUCCAAAUCAAUGAAGAAUGGGUCAUCUUAGAUGGGUCACCCGAGAAGCCACUUGAGCUCAUCCAGGUCCAAAUUGCUAAUGUAGAGUCAAGAUUUGCCAGUGCAAUCUCCGAGGCUGGAGAUAUUAAAGUGGAGGGGCGGGUAAAAGACGGGGUUCCACAUUUGACAAAAGUUGGAGGUUUUGAUGUGGAUGUGAGUUUGGAAGGAAGUAUUAUACUUUGCAGGCAGGUUGAUCAACCAGGUAUGGUUGGAAGUGUAGGAACAAUAUUGGGAGAAGAGAAUGUAAAUGUGAGCUUCAUGAGUGUAGGAAGGAUUGCACCAAGAAAACAAGCUAUUAUGACAAUUGGUGUUGAUCAGAAACCGAGUAAAGAUUCGUUGAAGAGGAUUGGAGAGAUUCCGGCUGUCGAAGAGUUUGUCUUUCUUGCUUUGUAGUGUGGGUGAUGGAUAAGCUCGAUUUGGCCUAAAUAUUGUUUUAUUUUGCAUUGAGGAAGCUUCAAGCUCAUAUUGGUCAUGGGUCGAGGGCGGCCAUUCUGCAUCCAUUCAGCAUUGCUUUGUCAGGCUUUCGCCCAUUGCAGAAUGGUCAUGAUGCAGCUUAUUGCGUUAUAUGGAGUUUGGGUAAAAUGAGAUGCAUUCAAAACACAAACAGAUAUUUGAUCAGUUUUUCUCUUUUUUUUUUUUUUUUUUGAGCUUUAGUCAGGUUGGUUAACAUGAGUACAUGACAAAGGUAAAUUUUAGUAUGAUUUUCCCUGCUUCAUAUUCAUAAAUAUUUACUACGUCGGAUAUGAUUACAGAGCUAUCUUAUCACAACAAUUUGAACAGAACAUUUUUAGAAGAAUGUAUUGUAUACUUUAAAUUGAAAUCCACUUUAGUUUUGACUUA
Molecule: messenger RNA, 2252 nt
Organism: Erigeron canadensis
Lineage: Eukaryota; Viridiplantae; Streptophyta; Magnoliopsida; Asterales; Asteraceae
Product: D-3-phosphoglycerate dehydrogenase 3, chloroplastic-like
Exons: 5
Coding region: 24-1805 (593 amino acids)
Biological process (GO): L-serine biosynthetic process
Cellular component (GO): chloroplast stroma
Molecular function (GO): phosphoglycerate dehydrogenase activity; NAD binding
Source: RefSeq, a predicted model, not a curated record